Messenger RNA from Drosophila ficusphila, 1109 nucleotides. RefSeq lists its product as uncharacterized. NCBI's taxonomy places the organism in Eukaryota, Metazoa, Arthropoda, Insecta, Diptera, Drosophilidae. The coding region runs from base 126 to 887 and encodes 253 amino acids. The transcript is spliced from 4 exons. The record is from RefSeq and is a predicted model, not a curated record.
CGCGCCACGGAGAAGUUGUCAUUCGAAAAACGGUGGGGCACUCGCAGAGGAAUUCGAAUUCAAACCGAAUCGAAUUGAACCAAAAAUACUUUUCUGUGGCUCCACAUAAAUGCUGACAGCUGGCCAUGUUUUGGCCAAAACAAUGGGGCUCCGCUAGCCUCCUACUGCCUCUGCUGAUCGGCCUGCUCUACACGCAAAAUGCAUCUGCUUUCAUUGUGCCAAGGGAACUGCCGUCCUUAUUAUCCAUAGUUUACUCCAACAUACCACCGAUUAAAAAGGGAACCGAUUCCCGUUUGGGUUUUGGUUUUCGGCUGGGCGAGCAUGCUGACUUUCAGGUGAUGGUGGAACUGGGUCCCCAGAAGGAAACCCAACCAGUUGGAGAUCCCAGCAAGGAUGAUCAAUCGUUCAACAAGCGCCAGGUGAGCCAAAGUGAGCAAAAGGCCCUUGCCCGCCAACUUUACCGCGAGCAGGUGAAAAAGGAAGCCGAGAGGUUGAUGACCUCGACGGAGAGAAAUGGGGCCAGUUGGCUGGAGACCUGGUCGAACGGCAUGAAACCGCAGAAGCCCAAAUCAAAGGAUCAGUUCAAAAAGCCGGCAAAAGAAAGUUCGGCUGCCAGUCCUCAGUUUCCGCAACCGCAAGAACCAUCGAAUGCCAUGCAGCAGUUGCAACUUCUCUACAAAUUGGCCACCAGUUCCAGUACCACGUCCACCACAACGGCUCCUCCAAUCUUCACAGGAGGUUCCCUAAAUCUGGGUGGCCCUAGUGGCUUUAAGCUGCCACCACCUGCGCUCAGCCAGGAUGAAAAUACGCUGAGCAAUCCUGGUCCUCUCAAGAGCCAAAGUGAGAUCACCAAGGAGCUCAUGGAUGUCAGUUUGGAGUCGAAUUAGGUUGUGCUUUUGUCUAGUUACUAAUUAAUCACUAUAUGCCUGUGUAUAUGGGUGCUUAGCAAAUCUUUGUUUUGUAAAUAAACUUUAAACUAAAGUUAAGUUAGGGGAAUGCUUCAUCAAACAGCCUAAAAGUAGCAAUGAUAAGCAAAGAAAAAUGAAGUCGAACUGUGCUGCCCGCAAAAGUAGGCAACAUAAAAUCAUGUAAAAUACAAGCUUGUAAAA